This is a messenger RNA of Seriola aureovittata, 3292 nucleotides long. RefSeq lists its product as uncharacterized. Lineage: Eukaryota; Metazoa; Chordata; Actinopteri; Carangiformes; Carangidae. Bases 1810 to 3273 code for a protein of 487 amino acids. The transcript has 4 exons. The record is from RefSeq and is a predicted model, not a curated record.
GUGACAUCAUUCAGCCUGAAGCAGCAGGUGUGAGGAGAAUGGAACAGUCUCUGUCCGUGCUCAUAGUUCUGGUCCUGGUGUGGUCCUGCAGAGGCUGGGAGGCUCCAGACUUCUGUCAUCAGCAACAAUGUCCUCAGUACCAGGUGGUUGGUUCACAUCAGGGUUUUGAGGAGCGUCUGUAUGUUGCCACUGACUGGAUCACCACCAAGGUAGACAGCCCUGAGGACAGUGACGUGAUGGCUGCUUACUCCAGACUGAAACAUUUCUGCCAGAGACAGAAGGAAGCCGGUACGUCAGGGUCCAGAACCAGUUUCACUUUGCAGUGGUUUGGUGAUGCUAAUAGGUAAUGAGAUCCCCACUAACACCUGGCCGGCACUGAUCACUGUCUCAGAGGGUGAGAACGGUCCUGAUCUGUCAAUGUCCUGGUUUGUUCCGCCGGGUACGACAAAGCCUGAAAACACUGAUCCAUCAGUCACAGUGCAGAGUAGACCUGAGGCCACCGUCUACGUCAGGAUAUUUGCAGGAACUCCAAGUAUCAGCAGCGGUGAAACCAACGCGAAGAUGCUCCAAGAAGCUUUGGACAAAGCUGGGAAAACCUUUGAUCCCCACACUUACACUGGAGCUGGCUAUGACUCCUAUUUAUCUAUUACUCACCACAAUGAGAUCUGGAUCUACCCUGCCUGACGACAGCACACAUCACCACCUGAACCAGUUCAUCAUAUGAUCACUGUUUUUUUCUGUAUCCUCUGAAGCAAGUUCCACUGUUUUAUUAGAAAGUUUGAAUUAGUUCAACUUUUACUUCUAAGAAAUGUGAGAAGUUCUACAUGUGUAGAUAUGUGAAGCUUUGUAUUCAACAAAUCUUUAAAAUGAAAAAUAAGCUUGAAUUUCUAUAAAAUCUCACUUUAAGAAGAGUGUGUCACUGUGUUUUCUCUGAAUCCUGUUUUAUUAAAAAGUUAAAUGUAGCUGGCAAACUCUGUAUUCUACGACAGUGUUGAUGAAAUGAAGGCUGGGACAUCACUGUCACUGAUGUGUGGCCAGCAGUCAGACAUGGUUUGAUUCCACUGUUGUGUGAUAGAAACCGGUUGCAGGAAUGUUGUGGUUUUUACCAGCAGACACUUUUUACUUUGGUGAUGAUUCAUGUCUCACAGAAAUGCCACGACUGUUUUCUUGACUGGUUAGACUGGUUUGUGCAAAAGAAUUCAGCAAUCUCACAGCGAGCAUGUUUCAGCUGUUCUGUUUACCUAGCUACGACUAUGCACCUGAUACAUGGCUGUAUUGCUGUACAGCUGCCACACUGUCAUUAUUGGUGUCCUAACACAGUAUUUCAGAGGGAAGUUCAUCUCAGAAAUCUUAUUUGUGAAUUUUUAUUUCAGUUACUGGAUCUUAUUGUGAGAGUAUAAAGUUAUAGACAUAUAUGUCAUGGUUUGCUAUGGCAGACACUUUUUGUUAGUUUUGUUUUGGAGUUUUUGCACUUCCCGUUUUAUUUUGUAAUUGGUUUCCUUGUGUAUCUCAGUGUUUUUGCUUCCUGUCUUGGGCCUGUGUCUGUGGUGAUUGUCUGCCCCGCCCUAAUGUGUUUACCUGUGUUCAAUUACCCUUGCCCCCCUUGUCUAUAUAGUCCUUGUGCUUCCCUUUGUCUGUGUCGGUUCGUCUGUUUAGUUCUGGGUUUGUUCACGUCCUGUUGUUCUCUGGGUAUGUCCUCGAUCUGUUCAUGUCUGUGGUUAAUAAACCUGUCUGCACUGUUCCCCAAGUUUUGGCUGCAUUUGGGUCCUACUUACCCCUCAAACUUGUGACAGAACGAACCGACCAGAAAUGUACCCAGCAAUCUACGCCAGCCUCAUGGCCUUUCUGAGGGUGCAUCCAUCCUGUCAGCAAGUGCCCUCGUCGGGCAUCAGGUCUCUGUUCACACUGGCUGACUCCUUCUCAGACUCUGAUCUGGAGGACUCUGACCUGGAGGACCCUGACGAGUCCCCUUUCAGUGGAACUCGCCUUGCUAUUUUCAGGGGAUCUCGUGGAGGCCAUAGUAGGCGAGAUAAUCAUGGCUCCCGUUGCCAUGGGGAGACUCGGCCUCGGCACCAGCCCCAGGUUCCUCGCUUCCGGCCCAGGCCAAAGUCCAAGGUCCCCCGCUUCCAGCCCAAGCCCCAGCUAACCCAGUGUCCAGAGCCUCUACUCCCCUGUGGGCAGGAGCCUUCGCCUACUACCCUGGCUGACGCAUCAGCUGUUCCAGCGUUGGGGGUUCCAGUUGGCGUUUCGUCGGCUCCUGCCCCACUUCCCGGGUCGACCAUCCCGGCCUUUGCAUCAGCUGUCUCAGCGUCGGGGGUCCCGGUCGAUUCCUCCAUGGUUCCUGAAUUGAGUGGGCUGGACAAAGUCUCCCCUGCUCCUCGUGUCCAGUCGGCGGUCCAGCUGACUCCUACCUCUGGUUCCCGGUCAGUGGUCCCGCCGAUCCCUGCUCCUCGUUCCCUAUCGUCGGUCCGGCCGAAUCCUGUCCUGUCGGCGGUCCAGCUGGCUCCAGGUUCUUGUUCCCUGCCGGCAGUCCGGCCAAAUCCUGUCCCUCCUGUGGUGUCGGCGGCCGUUGCUCCGUGUUCUCCAGCGGCAUCGACGAUUGUUCCUGUCCCUCCUGUGGUGUCGGCGGCCGCUGCUCCGUGUUCCCCGGCGGCGUCGAUGACUGUUCCCGUCUUUCCUGUGGUGUCUACGGCCGCUGCUCCAUGUUCCCCAGCGGCGUCGAUGACUGUUCCCAUUUUUCCUGUGGUGUCUACGGCCGCUGCUUCAUGCUCUCCAGCGGCGUCGACGAUGGCUACUGGUGUGACGUCACCACCUCUCCUAGUUCCUGAUGUGACGUCACCGCCUCUCCUGGUUCCUGAUGUGACGUCACCUCCACUCGUGGUUCCUGCCGGGGCGCCGCCUCCGGUGGUCCCUGACUCUGUGCCGCCUCCGGUGGGCCUUGACUCUGUGCCGCCUCCAGGGUUCCCUGACUUUGUGCCACCUCCGGUGGUCCCUGACUCUGUGCCGCCUCCUGUGGUCCGGCCGAUCUAUGUUCCUCGUGUCCUGACGGUGGUCCAGCUGACUACUGCCCCUAGUACCAGGUCGGAUCCUGCUUGCCCUCCAGAGGGGCGUCGCCGUACUCCUGUUCGCCCUCCAGAGGGGCGACGCCAUCAUCCGGAGAGACCUCCGGAGAGACCCCGUCUUCGCCACCGUCCUCCUGCUCGCCCUCCAGAGGGGCGACGCCAUCCUCCGGCUCGACCUCCCGAGAAACCCCGUCUUGUGCCUGUUUUUUGAAGUUCUUUUUGUUAAUUAA